This is a messenger RNA of Scleropages formosus (Asian bonytongue), 2028 nucleotides long. It is a transcript of the gene trim101, whose product is annotated as tripartite motif containing 101. Gene Ontology annotation, cellular component: cytoplasm. NCBI's taxonomy places the organism in Eukaryota, Metazoa, Chordata, Actinopteri, Osteoglossiformes, Osteoglossidae. Bases 132 to 1451 code for a protein of 439 amino acids. Gene Ontology annotation, biological process: regulation of microtubule cytoskeleton organization. Gene Ontology annotation, molecular function: zinc ion binding. The record is from RefSeq and is a predicted model, not a curated record. The transcript has 10 exons.
CUGAACACACUUUCCUGUUGACCAAGCCCCAGUGCUGCUCUCUAAGAUUUGUGGUCAAAUUGCCUGGAAUCAUCUGCACUCGCCUGUACCCUGCUGCCUCGUCGCUUUGUUCCCCGGACAGUCAGGACAUCAUGUCCUUGCCCUUGGAGUUGGGUUCUUUUCACCGGGACCAGACGCUGGGCAGCCUAGAGCGCCAGCUUAUCUGCCCAAUCUGCCUCGAGGUGUUCACCAAGCCCGUGGUCAUUCUCCCCUGCCAGCACAACCUCUGUCGCAAAUGUGCCAACGACCUCUUCCAGCCAUCUCUGUUCCAGGCACGGGGCAGCAUGGUGGGGGCAGGAGGGCGCUUCCGGUGCCCAUCCUGUCGACAUGAGGUGGUGCUGGACCGUCAUGGGGUCUACGGACUACAGCGCAACUUGCUGGUGGAGAACAUCAUCGACAUUUACAAACAGGAAUCGGCGAGCUCCCACUCUCAGCUCCCACCAAAGCCCACUGGCCACCCCACCUGUGAAGACCACGAGGAUGAGAAGGUCAACAUCUACUGCCUGAGCUGCCAGAUGCCCACCUGCUCCCUCUGCAAAGUCUUUGGUGCUCACAAAGACUGCCAGGUAGCACCGCUGCCUGAGGUCUAUCAGCAGCAGAAGGCGGAACUCAGUGAUGGAAUAGGUUCCCUGGUUGCCGCCAAUGACCAUGUCCAAGCCUUCAUUAGUGACCUGGAAGAUACCUGUAAAAACAUUGAGGAGAACUGCAAAAAGCAGAAGCAAACCUUGUGUGAGAAGUUUGAUCGCAUGUACAGCAUUCUAGAAGAACGAAGAAAGAUUAUGUUGCAGCGCAUUACUUAUGAGCAGGAAGAGAAGACGGGCCAUACUCGCUCACUGGUGCGAGCCUAUGGGGAGCACGUGGAGGCCAACUCCAAACUGGUGGAGACAGCGCUACACACUAUGGAGGAACCUGAGAUGGCAGCCUUCCUGCAGAAUGCAAGAUCGCUGAUUGAGAAAGUCACUGAGGCCACCAAAACCUCCACUGUAGAGGCCCUAGAGCCAGGCUUUGAGAACAUGGACCACUACAGGGUAGACUUCAAUGCAGAGGAGAGAGCACUCUACCUCCUGGAUUUUGUCAAAACUGAAGAUGAAGUAGAAGAGGUUCAAGAGGAGCCAGAGGCAGAACCAGAACCUGAACCUGAGCCAGAUCCUGAAGCUGAGCUGGAUCGGGAGUUUGUCUUGGACCCUGAGGCAGUAACGGGACUGAAGGAGGAUAACUAUGGGAUUAAGGGUGGGGAGAAUGAGGACAUGAGAGGGCAGGCAGAAGGCUGUGCUGAUCCCAAGAAAGAGCUCCUGUGUGACCGCAAAGGUCUGAAUACACAGCAGGCCGUCGCUCUGGUCUUUUACAUCGUGGCUUUGAUGAUCAUCUGUCAGCGAAUCUGGGGUUACAUUCAGUGCAUCACUUGUAAAUAGCAAGGUUGGCUGGACGGACUGUACCUGAACCUAAGAUUGGAGCUGGGAACGCUUCACAAGCAGGUUGCCACCUGCCUCCGGUCACAGAGCCAGCUCGCAUCAUCUUCUCCUUCUCAUGGCUGAAUGCCCUCUCCAAAAAGAAGAAGUGAUGGUAUCAGAAGGACACCUUGUUAACCCAUUGGCCCCUCAAUGGGCAGACAUGGAUUUUGGUGUUGAGUAAAUGAGAGAUCCCAUUUGUCCUGUGUUCAGUCCUUCUUGAAUUCUUACCUUCUAAUUGGUAUGGUAUAUUCAAAACUGUUAUUGCUGGCUGCUGUGUGCUAUUAUUAUUUUUACGAAAAAUAUAGAAAAUCCUUGGCUCGUACUUAAAUCAUGGAUAAUUACUAAGGUUGAGUGUAAAUAAAGCAAAUGAUUUUCUGACAGUUUUGUAUAUCAUUAAAUGGUGUGGACUUGAUCUGAUGAAAGUGUACUUUAAACUGAAAUUAUGAAUUGUACUUGUAAUUCAUAAAGUCUUAAUUACAGUUGAAUUAUUAGGAAAUGCAUGCACUAAUCUAAACUCUUAUUUGCUCAACAAAGUAAU